Messenger RNA from Corvus hawaiiensis (hawaiian crow), 650 nucleotides. It is a transcript of the gene OPA3, whose product is annotated as outer mitochondrial membrane lipid metabolism regulator OPA3. The coding region runs from base 27 to 632 and encodes 201 amino acids. The transcript is spliced from 2 exons. Gene Ontology annotation, cellular component: mitochondrion. Gene Ontology annotation, biological process: regulation of lipid metabolic process. NCBI's taxonomy places the organism in Eukaryota, Metazoa, Chordata, Aves, Passeriformes, Corvidae. The record is from RefSeq and is a predicted model, not a curated record.
AUCACCGCGCGCCCCCCGCGCCGAGGAUGGUGGCGGGCGCGUUCCCGCUGGCCAAGCUGCUGACGCUGGGCGCGCGCCAGCUCAGCCGGCCCCUGGCCGCGCGCAUCAAGGCGGGGGCGCGCGCGUCCCCCUUCUUCCGCACCUACAUCUGCCUGCCCCCCGCCCAGCUUUACCACUGGGUGGAGAUGCGAACCAAGAUGCGCCUCCUGGGCUUCCGCGGGGCGGCCGUGAAGCCCCUGAAUGAGGACGCGGCGGCCGAGCUCGGGGCCGAGCUGCUGGGGGAGGCCCUGGUCUUCGGGGUCGGGGGGCUCUGCCUCUACCUCGAGUACCUGCGGCAGGCAGGGCAGAGCCGGCGCCGCGAGGAGCACCUGGAGCAGACCCUCAGUGACCUCCGGCAGGGCCUCGAGCAGCUCCAGAGGGACCUGGACGAGCUGCGGGCCCAGGGACGCGCCCAGGGAGGGGCCGGACACGCCCAGGGAGGGGCCGGACACGCCCUAGGGAGCUCAGGAAACGCCCCUGCCCAAGCUGUGAUGGCCGCUGCUGGGGCUGGCCCCGCCCCCGCUGGCUCUGGACACGCCCCGGCGGGCUCUGGACACGCCCCUGUCGCGACAGGCCACACCCCCACGCAUUAAAGCACUUUUGGUGUCCUG